AUGGGUAACAAGAUACCAUUAAGAAACAAUUCAGGAUGUCUUAAAGAAAUAAACAAAACAACAAUAUUCAAACAGGAACAGCCCCAAACCUGGUGUUGCUGUUGUGAAAAACAGGUGUCAUACAGAAUUCCAGCUCUCGUCUAUCUCAAUGUCGACCAAACCUUCCUUGCCUUUGCUGAAAAGAGAAAAACAUUAAGUGACACAAACGCAGAAGUGCUUAUGCUGAGAAGAGGAACAUGGAAGGAUGCCAAGAAUCAAGAAGUUGAGUGGGACAGUGGUCAUCAGGUGCUCUCUUCAGCUUGUCUACCAAACCACCGCAGCAUGAAUCCAUGUCCGGUCUAUGAAAGAGAAUCCAAGACCCUCUUUCUGUUUUUUGUCUGUGUUCCCACUCGAGUCUCUGAAUAUGAACAAAUACGGACGAACAAGAGCCAGGGACGACUUUGUUAUGUAACCAGUACGGAUGCUGGCAAAACCUGGAGCCAUACUAUAGACUUGACAGCAGAUGUGAUCGGUGAGCAGAUGAAAGAAUGGGCCCCAUUUGCUGUUGGACCAGGACAUGGUUUUCAAAUGAAGAGCGGAAGACUGAUUAUCCCAGCAUAUGCUUAUCGUUACACAGGUAAACCUGAUUGCAUAUCAUGUUGCUGCUUAUCGUUUUGCUGUUUCACACCUUAUGCCUUAGCAUUCUACAGUGAUGAUCAAGGAAUCAAGGAAUCAGUGGGGAACCAAAUUAAUGUUGAGUCGUGUGAGUGUCAGAUGGCUGAGAUCAUUGAC
This is a messenger RNA of Sinocyclocheilus grahami, 771 nucleotides long. Its product is annotated as sialidase-2-like. NCBI's taxonomy places the organism in Eukaryota, Metazoa, Chordata, Actinopteri, Cypriniformes, Cyprinidae. Gene Ontology annotation, biological process: oligosaccharide catabolic process; ganglioside catabolic process. Gene Ontology annotation, cellular component: intracellular membrane-bounded organelle; cytoplasm; membrane. The record is from RefSeq and is a predicted model, not a curated record. The transcript is spliced from 2 exons. The annotation marks the transcript as partial. Gene Ontology annotation, molecular function: exo-alpha-sialidase activity.